AUGUCGAAGGCACGUAAGAGAAAGCGUGAAAAGUGGUUGGAAGAAAUUGAUGCCGAAAGGAAGGCAAUAAAGAGCAAGUUGAAUGGUCGAUAUGGCCGAAAAGUAAGUUAUCAGCUUUUAGGUUUGAAAAGUUACUUUAAAGAUAAUAUUUUAGUAUAUAAAAGAGUUUGUCGGGCUUUAUGAUAUUGCAACAUGUUUAUAGGUGAUAUAGAAGCUUAUUUUAUUUUGUUUAGAUGAAAUUUUUAAAUCAUUAUCUUGUUUUAGCCAACAGAAUCACAAACAGAAGCAGUGCUUGAACGAUCAACGGGAAAGUUCAAGAAUCCAGGGAGUGUUCAGAUGCAAAGAAGUUUACAAAGUCAUUUGAAUAAGCUGAUUGUGGUAGGUUUGUGUUUUUACGCUUGUUGUUUGAUUUUUAGAGAUUUGGUCAUUAAUUCUGGAUAUUGCACUGGACAUCUAGGUAUAUAGAGUUAUAACUCAUUGUUGCAUGGUCUCACGUUGCUCAAAUUUUGUAUAGGGCUUAGUCGUUAACUUUAUUGUUUUUAUUCUUUGUAUUUUUUAGGUAGAAGAACCAGAAUAUUCCCAGCAAGCUAAGUGGUUAUGUUGUUUUUGUCAUGAACAAAGUUGUUUCGAAGAGCUUGGCGAUUUGUUUGGUCCGUUUUUUGUUAAAGGCCUAAAGCCGCCGGCAUAUCUUCAUAAGCCAAAUAGGGAACCUAGAGACGACUUUGAUUAUUUACCAGUUGGAGAGUCUUGGAAUUAUGACAUGUGGAUGCAUGGUAUGUGUGCUGUUUGGACCGAAGAUCUCAUUUACUUUGGAGGGAAGCUGUUGAACUUGGAAAAGUGCUUGGAGAAGUUUUGGAAGGAGGUAAAGGUUUUUUUAAAGGUUUUGUUCAGUUUGCAACGGCAAAGCUGAGCUAGGUUGUAUGAUUUAUUAACAAUAAGACUGAGACAUCUUUAUUGUCUAUGUUAACAUCAAAAGUGCUCACAACUUUAGUGUUUUGUAUCGAAAUCAUUUUAAUCUUAUAAAAAUUAAAACCAUCUUUAUAGAAGUGUAAGAUUUGUUUAAAAAUUGGAGCUUCAGUCAAAGAAUCCAGGUCCGGAGGCUAUGUACAUUAUCCAUGUGCCCUAAAAAUGAGUAAGUGCCAUUCUCAUUAUUAUCUUGAUGUUUAGAUUAUGAAUUCGACAAAGUUAUGAUGAAAUGCACAGGACCAGAGUCUAGGCCACCAUCUACGACAAGAAAACCGCGGAAAGGAAAGCGAUCUCAUUAA
Messenger RNA from Bursaphelenchus okinawaensis, 1265 nucleotides. The record is from the annotation of a GenBank genome assembly. Lineage: Eukaryota; Metazoa; Nematoda; Chromadorea; Rhabditida; Aphelenchoididae.